AUGGAAUCCAUAGCGCGGAUCUCCAGCUUGCUCGAGAGCGCUCGAGAGCUCACCCUCGAUGCCGCCUCGGCGACGCGCAGCGCCCGUAGCACCGGCCGCCCUCUCGACCGUACUCAGAUCAAGAAGCUGCUGGACAGUCGAAAUGAGCGCGAGGCUCUGGACGGCCUGCGUCGCGUUCUCUCGAUGAUGUAUCGCGGCCAGAAGACGCUGCCUUUCUUUUCUUCGGUUGUCAAGAAUGUCGCCUCGCCGAAUAUCGAAAUCAAGAAGCUCGUUUACAUCUACCUCAUCCAUCAUGCCGAGCAGGAACCCGAUCUCGCCCUCUUAUCUAUCAACACCAUUCAGAAAUCCCUCUCCGACACGAACCCCCAAGUCCGCGCCCUCGCCCUCAAGACCAUGUCAGGCAUUCGCGUACCCGUAAUCAGUCAAAUUGUUUCCCUUGCAAUUAAAAAGGGCGUGGCAGAUAUGAGCCCUUUUGUACGCCGUGCCGCUGCUCUGUCCAUUCCCAAAUGCUAUCGCCUCGACCCCAUCCAGCUGCCACAGCUCCUCGACUACUUGACCACUUUAAUCGGCGACAAGCAGUACUUCGUCGCUGGUGCGGCAGUGUCGGCUUUCCUCGAGGUUUGCCCCGACCGGAUCGAUCUCAUCCAUCAGCAUUAUCGGGCAUUGGUCAAGAAGAUUGUAGACAUGGACGAAUGGAGCCAGCUGGCGACGCUGAGGCUGAUGACAUACUACGCGAGAAAGUGUUUCCCUAGGCGGAUGCGAAGUAUCAAGAGUCAGGAAAAGACGGCGGACUUGGGAGACUUUUACGGCGAGACCACGGAAGAGGGAGGAGACGAGCAGCAGGUCAUCGUUUUGGAUCCCGACCUGGCUCUACUACUCAACGGCAUUAAGCCUCUGCUUCAAAGUCGAAACUCGGCUGUUGUCAUAGCCGUUACGAGGUGCUACAUGGACAUUGGUACGCCAGACUACGUCAAGAUUUCCAUCGGCCCAUUGGUGGCGCUUCUCAGGGGCCCACAGGAUAUCCAGCAGGUGGCACUCUACAACAUUGUUUCAGUCUGCUUGACGAGACCGACCGACUUUGUCAGGUAUGCUAGUCACUUCCUGGUCAGAGCGACAGACCCAGCACAGGUGUGGGAGUUGAAGUUGGAGAUUCUGACGCUCAUCUUCCCCCACGCACCGCCUCAUGUCAAGAGCCUUAUCUUGAACGAGCUCGAACAUUUUUCAGGGUCUACGAACAAGGCACUGGUGCGGGAGGCUGUGCGCGCCAUCGGACGAUGUGCCCAGACGGACUCAUCCACAGCGCCUCGGUGUCUACGACUGUUGCUGGGACAAAUCACAAGUCUAGAUGGAACACUCGCAGCAGAGUCGCUGACGGUUAUUCGGCAUUUGAUCCAACAAGACCCUCAAGGGCACGUCGGCACGGUUAUGCGCCUGGCCAAGAAUCUCGAUUCGGCAACAGACCCCCAGGCGCGGGCGACUAUCAUCUGGCUGGUGGGCGAGUUUUCAGGUCUCGAGGGCGAGGACAACAUCGCGGCUGAUGUGCUGCGGAUCCUUCUCAAGGACUUUGCCAGCGAAUCGGAGGCUGCCAAGGGCCAGAUCCUUCUCCUCGCGGCCAAGGUCUACCUCCAUCACCUGAACCGGCUGAACGAGAACAAGAGCGAGGAAGAGACGGUCGUCCCAAGUCAAGAUGAUCAUCCCGUCGCCAAACUCUGGGACUACGCGCUACUACUGGUUCGCUAUGACACCUCAUACGACCUUCGUGAUCGGGCACGCAUGUACCGGGCCCUCCUAUCGGUACCGCAGCUGGCUACGUUGAUGCUGCUGGCACCGAAGCCGGCACCCCAAGCUCCCAGUCCGUCGGAGACACGAAAAGGGUUCAUGCUCGGCUCUUCAACACUGGUGCUGGCGGGUGGCAGUGGCAUUCACGGGCUCCGGGGUUACGAUCCUCUUCCCGAAUGGGUUGCCGAGGGCUCAGAGCCUGACCGACGACUGCGCGACACGGAGGCGGCACCGUCGGCCUACGGCGAGGAGAAGGUUGUGCCAGCAAGUCAAAUGCUUGACAGCGCUGUUAAGGCGGCACCAGCGAAGCCCAACGGUCUCGGUGGGGUUGUUGGAGGUGUGGGAGGAAAGACGCUGGACGACUGGCUGGCGGAAGGCGACGAAGAAGAGGAAGAAGAGUCCGAGAGCGAAGAAGAGGAAGAUGACGAGGAGGAGGAAGAAGAUUCGGAUGAUGAAGAGGAAGAGGAUGACGACGACGAGGAAGAAGAGAGCGAAAGUGACGACGACGGCGAAAGUGGACGGCUAGUCAAGUCAUGA
Messenger RNA from Colletotrichum truncatum, 2316 nucleotides. RefSeq names its product ap-3 adaptor complex subunit beta. Gene Ontology annotation, biological process: intracellular protein transport; vesicle-mediated transport. NCBI's taxonomy places the organism in Eukaryota, Fungi, Ascomycota, Sordariomycetes, Glomerellales, Glomerellaceae. Gene Ontology annotation, cellular component: membrane coat. The record is from RefSeq and is a predicted model, not a curated record. Gene Ontology annotation, molecular function: clathrin binding.